GCGGCGGCGGUGGCGGCGGCGGCGGCGGCGGCCGGGACGAGGCGGCGACGGCGGCGGAGGCGGCGGCGCGGGGCGCUCGGGCUGAUGGCGGCGGCGGGCGGCCCCGGGACGGCGCUGUCUCCGCGGCCAUGCGACAGCGACCCGGCCACCCCUGGAGCCCAGUCCCCGAAGGAUGAUAAUGAAGAUAAUUCAAAUGAUGGGACCCAGCCGUCCAAAAGGAGGCGAAUGGGCUCUGGAGACAGCUCCAGGAGCUGUGACACUUCCAGCCAGGAUCUUGGCUUUAGCUACUAUCCAGCAGAAAAUUUGAUAGAGUACAAGUGGCCACCUGAUGAAACAGGAGAAUACUAUAUGCUUCAAGAACAAGUCAGCGAAUAUUUGGGUGUGACCUCCUUUAAACGGAAAUAUCCAGAUUUAGAGCGACGAGAUUUGUCUCAUAAGGAGAAGCUGUACCUGAGAGAGCUGAACGUCAUCACAGAGACACAGUGCACUCUAGGUUUAACAGCGUUGCGCAGUGAUGAAGUAAUUGAUUUAAUGAUAAAAGAAUAUCCAGCCAAACAUGCUGAAUAUUCUGUUAUUCUACAGGAAAAAGAACGCCAACGCAUUACAGACCACUAUAAAGAGUAUUCUCAAAUGCAACAACAGAAUACUCAGAAAGUUGAAGCCAGCAAAGUGCCUGAGUACAUUAAGAAAGCUGCCAAAAAAGCAGCUGAAUUUAACAGCAACUUAAACCGGGAGCGAAUGGAAGAGAGGAGAGCUUAUUUUGACUUACAGACACACGUUAUCCAGGUGCCUCAAGGGAAGUACAAAGUGCUACCAACAGAGCGAACCAAGGUCAGUUCUUACCCAGUGGCCCUCAUCCCCGGACAGUUCCAGGAAUACUACAAAAGGUACUCACCGGAUGAGCUGCGGUAUUUGCCACUAAACACAGCGCUUUACGAGCCCCCCCUCGACCCUGAGCUCCCUGCUCUUGAGAGUGAUGGUGACUCAGAUGAUGCCGAAGAUGGUCGAGGUGAUGAGAAACGGAAAAACAAAGGCACUUCGGACAGCUCCUCUGGCAACGUGUCCGAGGGGGAAGGCCUUCCCGAAGGCCAGGAGGAGCCUUUGCAAGGAAGACAGAGGUCCAGGGACAAGGCUGCCCCUCCACGCAAAGAUGCUUCCAAACGUUCUGUACUGUCCAAGUCAGUUCCUGGGUACAAGCCAAAGGUCAUUCCAAAUGCUCUAUGUGGAAUUUGUCUGAAGGGUAAGGAGUCCAACAAGAGAGGGAAGGCUGAGCCACUUGUACACUGCUCCCAGUGUGACAACAGUGGCCAUCCUUCUUGCCUGGAUAUGACCAUGGAGCUUGUUUCUAUGAUUAAGACCUACCCAUGGCAGUGUAUGGAGUGUAAGACUUGCAUUAUAUGUGGACAACCCCACCAUGAAGAAGAAAUGAUGUUCUGUGAUGUGUGUGACAGAGGUUAUCAUACUUUUUGUGUGGGCCUUGGUGCUAUCCCAUCAGGUCGCUGGAUUUGUGACUGUUGUCAGCGAGCACCCCCAACACCCAGGAAAGUGGGCAGAAGGGGGAAAAACAGCAAAGAGGGAUAGUUUUUUUGACCCCAGUACUGUAAUAUGCAUUUAAAUGAAGUAUUUGGUGCCAAUUUAUUUACAACAUUCUCAUUUUUAUGCCAAUAAAAGAUUUUGAAAUUA
Messenger RNA from Cervus elaphus (red deer), 1683 nucleotides. RefSeq names its product PHD finger protein 10 (gene PHF10). The transcript is spliced from 12 exons. The record is from RefSeq and is a predicted model, not a curated record. NCBI's taxonomy places the organism in Eukaryota, Metazoa, Chordata, Mammalia, Artiodactyla, Cervidae. The coding region runs from base 85 to 1581 and encodes 498 amino acids. Gene Ontology annotation, cellular component: npBAF complex.